CCGCCGCCGCCGCCGCCGCCGCCGCCGCCGGGAGCCCGGGCCGCGAGCGAGAGCCGCGGGGCUGACAGCCGGCCCCGCCGCCGGACGGCUCGGCGCCACCAGGUGAACGGACAUGGCGGGCUGGAUCCAAGCCCAGCAGCUGCAGGGAGAUGCGCUGCGCCAGAUGCAGGUGCUGUAUGGGCAGCACUUCCCCAUCGAGGUUCGGCACUACUUAGCGCAUUGGAUCGAGAGCCAGCCGUGGGAUGCCAUCGACCUGGACAAUCCCCAGGACCGAGCCCAGGCCACCCAGCUCCUGGAGGGCCUGGUGCAGGAGCUGCAGAAGAAGGCCGAGCACCAAGUGGGGGAAGAUGGGUUCUUACUGAAGAUCAAACUGGGGCACUAUGCCACGCAGCUCCAGAACACGUAUGACCGCUGCCCCAUGGAGCUGGUCCGCUGCAUCCGGCAUAUUCUGUACAACGAACAGAGGCUGGUCCGAGAAGCCAACAACGGUAGUUCUCCAGCUGGGAUCCUGGUGGACGCCAUGUCCCAGAAACACCUCCAGAUCAACCAGACGUUUGAGGAGCUGCGACUGGUCACACAGGACACAGAGAAUGAGCUGAAGAAGCUGCAGCAGACUCAAGAGUACUUCAUCAUCCAGUAUCAGGAGAGCCUGAGGAUCCAGGCUCAGUUUGCCCAGCUGGCCCAGCUGAAUCCGCAGGAGCGCCUGAGCCGGGAGACGGCCCUCCAGCAGAAGCAGGUGUCCCUGGAGGCCUGGCUGCAGCGGGAGGCCCAGACGCUGCAGCAGUACCGUGUGGAGCUGGCCGAGAAGCACCAGAAGACCUUGCAGCUGCUGCGGAAGCAGCAGACCAUCAUUCUGGAUGAUGAACUGAUCCAGUGGAAGCGGCGGCAGCAGCUGGCGGGGAACGGAGGGCCCCCCGAGGGCAGCCUGGAUGUGCUGCAGUCCUGGUGCGAGAAGUUGGCCGAGAUCAUCUGGCAGAACCGGCAGCAGAUCCGCAGAGCUGAGCACCUCUGCCAGCAGCUGCCCAUCCCUGGCCCAGUGGAGGAGAUGCUAGCUGAGGUCAAUGCCACCAUCACAGACAUCAUCUCAGCCCUGGUGACCAGCACAUUCAUCAUCGAGAAGCAGCCCCCUCAGGUCCUGAAGACCCAGACCAAGUUUGCAGCGACGGUGCGCCUGCUGGUGGGCGGGAAGCUGAACGUGCACAUGAACCCCCCCCAGGUGAAGGCCACCAUCAUCAGUGAGCAGCAGGCCAAGUCACUGCUCAAGAAUGAGAAUACCCGCAACGACUACAGUGGAGAGAUCCUGAACAACUGCUGUGUGAUGGAAUACCACCAAGCCACCGGCACCCUGAGCGCGCACUUCAGGAACAUGUCACUAAAGAGAAUUAAGCGUGCUGACCGGAGGGGCGCAGAGUCUGUGACGGAGGAGAAGUUCACAGUCCUGUUUGAGUCUCAGUUCAGUGUCGGCAGCAAUGAGCUUGUGUUCCAAGUAAAGACUCUGUCCCUUCCCGUGGUUGUCAUCGUUCAUGGCAGCCAGGACCACAACGCUACCGCCACUGUGCUGUGGGACAACGCCUUCGCCGAGCCGGGCAGGGUGCCAUUUGCCGUGCCUGACAAAGUGCUGUGGCCGCAGCUGUGUGAGGCGCUCAACAUGAAAUUCAAGGCCGAAGUGCAGAGCAACCGGGGCCUGACCAAGGAGAACCUCGUGUUCCUGGCACAGAAACUGUUCAACAGCAGCAGCAGCCACCUUGAAGACUAUAAUGGCAUGUCCGUGUCCUGGUCCCAGUUCAACAGGGAGAACUUGCCAGGCUGGAACUACACCUUCUGGCAGUGGUUCGAUGGGGUCAUGGAGGUGCUGAAGAAGCAUCACAAGCCUCAUUGGAAUGACGGGGCCAUCCUAGGUUUUGUGAAUAAGCAACAGGCCCAUGACCUGCUCAUCAACAAACCCGAUGGAACCUUUUUAUUGCGCUUUAGCGACUCUGAAAUCGGGGGCAUCACCAUUGCCUGGAAGUUUGACUCUCCUGACCGCAACCUUUGGAACCUGAAGCCGUUCACCACGCGGGACUUCUCCAUCCGGUCCCUGGCUGACCGGCUGGGGGACCUGAGCUAUCUCAUCUAUGUAUUUCCCGACCGACCCAAGGAUGAGGUCUUCUCCAAGUAUUACACCCCUGUGCUCGCUAAAGCGGUGGAUGGAUACGUGAAGCCACAGAUCAAGCAAGUGGUCCCUGAGUUUGUGAAUGCGUCUGCAGACUCUGCCGGGGCCAGUGCCACCUACAUGGACCAGGCCCCCUCCCCAGCCGUGUGCCCCCAGGCUCAUUAUAACAUGUACCCACAGAACCCUGACCCCGUCCUUGACCAGGAUGGAGAAUUUGACCUGGAUGAGACCAUGGAUGUAGCCAGGCAUGUGGAGGAACUCUUACGCCGCCCGAUGGACGGCAGGACGACAGGGAUGGCCGAGCACAACCUGUUUGUCUUGGAGAGAAGGUCCUCAUCCCCUUAAUUCUGAAACUGGUGAGUGUGGGUAAAACAAAUAGCGCUCCACAGAAACUCUGACCGACUGAGAUAAGGUGGUCUGGGACCACCCAAGCUAGUCGGGCCUCUGGAUUGGGGCGGCGGGGGGGGGGGGGGGGGGUGGACCAAACAUCAGAGACCAUGAAGUGUUUCGAAAUGCACAGUAAAUGGGAGCUGUUCUCCCUCAUCCGCGGGGCCUCAAUGGGGAGGAGAUGGUCACCAGCACUGGGGGGAGGCCGAGGUGCACACCCUCAAAGAGGGACAGACUUCGAGUUUAUCACUAAGCCUUUGCCCCUGGGUUAACCACGUGAAGUGAUUAAAGGUGCCUCGGGAAACCACCAAGAAACCAGGAUAAAAACCAUAUUCCCUGAGCUCAACUAGACCCUUGGCUGGGGCCCCACAGUCUGAGUCAUGUUCGAUCUCUAACUCUCACCUUCUUAUUCCAGGAUUCCUAAAGCAAACAGGACAAGGGGGCCUUCAGACACUGGAAGGAGCCAUACACAAGGGGGGUCAGGUGGAGAAGGAGGAAGGAAGGAUCAUCCCAUCCCUUAUAAGGCACCCACAGGAACAACCCAGGCUCUGGAACAGGAGCACAAGUCCAGGCAGACGGGGGACAGGUUGUAAGCACUCCUCUGCGCAGCCUUACCUACUAACAGGCCGACACAUUAAAGGGGAAAAUAAAAACUUUGUUUAUUAAAAAAAGUCUAGAAUGUUUCGGUUGUCCUUCAACCUUCCUAUGUCAAAACCAAAGGCCAAGCCACAGCUUCAGAUGUCUUUUAAAGAGCUGGAUCUGAAGCCCAUUUCCGGAUUUCUAUAAAUUAUCAGCCUGAAGAAAGCUGAAUGCCUAAAGCACCAAGAAGGCUACUGACUGAGUUUUCUUAAAUACAGAAAAGGCUAUGCCGAUACAGUGUUUUUUUUGCCCUUGAAAAAAAAUUUUUUUUUUUUUUUUUUAAUUUAAAAAGAAACCUCGGGGCUGUGAAAGUCCUAUCUUCUAUUUGGAUGUUAGCAAGGUUAAAAGUGCAAUGUCAGCAGUAGCACAGCUACAGGCAGCCUGUGGCGGCCGCUCGCAGGAGCAGGCGGAGGGCUGUGCGGGCACCGGGAGGCACUUGUCUAACAAGGCAAGCUGCUGAGAAAGGAGGGCGGGGGAGCAAGAAAAGACAAGAACGUUUCCUUUCUCCCCCUCGUGCCACCCCUUCCGCAUCCCCUGAUGGCGGUCUCAGAGAACACGUUUCUUAUUUGCAUUUAGGUCAAAGCGUAUCACUCACAUUCAUUCAUUUCUCUAUUGUGAAAAGUGCCCAGGUCGCUCAAAGGUAGCAGGAGUAGGAGAUUUAAAAAAACAAAAACAAAAACAAAAACAAAACAAAA
Lynx canadensis (Canada lynx) is the source of this 3873-nucleotide messenger RNA. RefSeq names its product signal transducer and activator of transcription 5A. The record is from RefSeq and is a predicted model, not a curated record. Bases 113 to 2497 code for a protein of 794 amino acids. Gene Ontology annotation, biological process: response to peptide hormone; regulation of transcription by RNA polymerase II; regulation of cell population proliferation. Lineage: Eukaryota; Metazoa; Chordata; Mammalia; Carnivora; Felidae. Gene Ontology annotation, molecular function: DNA-binding transcription factor activity, RNA polymerase II-specific; RNA polymerase II cis-regulatory region sequence-specific DNA binding. The transcript has 20 exons.